UCCGUGUUUGUCAACAACUUACUUGAAACCGGCGUCAAGCAGGCUGCCUGGGACCCUUGUUGCUCAUCUACACUAAUGGCCUCAACGGCAUUCACCAAAUCGCACUGAACUGGCUUAUAAUCGGAAAAGCAGGGCCCCCUCUACUUCCAUCUUCAUGGCGAGUUCGACAUUUGCUUUACAACAUACCAUACAGCAAACUACGCGGUAGACAACAUCAGCGAUUACAAUGGGUUGCGGUUCGGGUUGUUGCGCGCCCUCCAAGCGCCCUCUUUCAACCACGCCCGAGGAGGUGCCGACAUCUCCACAUGGUCGUGGAGACCGAGGGUCAAACACGAAUAACAGCUUAGAAGCCACGGCAUCUUCGUCCGCAAAUGUUGGUUAUGGGGAGUAUUUUGACGACAAAAGGGAGAUUGGCGACAGGACUGGGGAUAGAGAGUCGCAUCAAGGGGAAGCCAACACAGUCGAGACUACAACGGACAGCUGCCAGGACAGGUGCUGUGGUGGACAGCAAAGCGAGAGGCAUUCCAGCAGCAAGAGUGCCGAUUAUUCUCAUCCAUCACACUCGGAAUCCUCCAGAGACCCGUGUUCACUAUCACACGGCCACAAUCACAGCCAUGACCACAACCACAGCCGGUUCCCCAAUCUCACCAGGACGUUCGGCGCCUUAUCCCAAAACAUAUUCAGGAAAAGUUCCCUUUCCAACAAACAUCAACCAUCAGAAUGUCAACACAUUGAACAAAUAUCUGCCAGUUUUCCCACCACCGAUAGCGAAUCAGGAACCGCGCGGUCCAGCAUAACACCAGUUCAGCCAGGGAGCGGGCAGUCAGACGGUACGGCCGAUGUGGAAAAAGGUCUUUCUGGAUAUGAACAUGUUGUCCUCAUCAUCGAAAAGAUGUGCUGCGGCCAAGAACUCCAUCAAGUGGCCGCUAACAUCAAGGCCAUCCGGAAUCUCAAAGUCAGCGUGCCACACAAGCAGGUGGACUUUGACGUCAAUCUGGGCCUCGCGUCGGCUGCCGACGUCAUAGAACAAAUUCAAAGGUCAACCACCUGGAAGUGUGAGCGGGUCAUCGAGGAAGCAUGCAGUCUCGACAUUGUCACUGAAAAUCCAGCCGAGUUUGCCUCGAAACCAUUACCAAUGGGAGUGGCCCAGGUUUCAAUCAUCGAUAAGAAGAUUGUCAGGAUCUACUACGAUCCCAAAGUCAUUGGCGCCAGAGAUUUGGUGCAGUCUGGGUUUGUGGGGCCUCCUCUGAUACUCGCCAAAAGCUCGGUCGACCAAAACAUGACGGCUGGCUGGAAAAACGUUUGUCAUUUGUUCGUUAUGACGAUGCUCUCUUGGAUCCUGACCAUUCCUGUCCUUGUCUUGGCUUACCUUCCACAAUCCGGAAAGCGGAUGAUUUCGUACGGGUACGCAUCACUAGCGCUUGCGACACUUGUCCAAAUUUUCGUCGCUGGCCCCUUUUACCGCGAGGCUUUGAGCCCGCUGAUCAAGUCGGGGGCCAUCAACAUGGAAUUCCUGGUUGUGCUCAGCACCACUACCGCAUACAUAUUUUCUGUGGUGUCGUUUGCCCUUUUGGUAUGCGGGCGUCCCCUUUCGACAGGACAGUUCUUCGAGACGAGCACUUUGCUUGUGACUCUGAUCAUGGUCGGCCGCUUCCUUGCCGCUUUUGCACAGCACAAGGCUGUCGCGUCCGUGUCCAAGGUCAAGUCGCUCCAGUCUCAUGACGCCCUUCUUGUUGAUGAGGACGGAAGCAACGAGAAGGAGAUUGACGCACGCCUGCUUCAGUAUGGGGAUUACUUCAAGGUUGUUCCGGGUGCCAAGAUCCCCACCGACGGCAUUGUCGUCGAGGGUGAUUCGGAAGUGGACGAGUCCAUGAUCACUGGCGAGUCGCGCCCAGUUGUCAAGACCGAAGGAUCCGAGGUGAUUGCAGGGACAGUCAACGGCUCGGGAGCUCUUCGGGUGCGGCUUACGACUGUUCCCGGCAACAACACCAUCAGCGUCAUCAUGACCAUGGUGCACAAGGCAAAGGUGGCCAAAACCAAGAUCGAGGGUAUUGCCGACCGCGUGGCCGGGUAUCUCGUCCGCGCUGUUCUUUGUCUGACGGGCAUCACCCUGAUCAUCUGGUGCGUUGUCGGUGUCAAGGUACACAAACUACGUGCUGCCGAGGCCAUUGUUCAAGCGCUCACCUAUGCCAUUACUGUCCUCAUUGUCUCCUGUCCUUGCGCUAUCGGACUUGCAGUUCCCAUGGUCAACACCAUGGUGAGCGGGCUAGCAGGAGACAGAGGAAUUCUCUUCAAGUCGUUAAAUGCCGUGGAGAUUGCCCGCACAACAUCCCACGUCGUACUCGACAAGACAGGCACCCUCACCAAGGGGGAACUCGACGUCCAUGAUGUGCAUUUCAUGGGGAGCAACUCUAACACCUCCAAGUCCCUACUCCUUGGGUUGCUGCAUGACAUCAAACAUCCCGCCGCCGCAUCAGUCUCUGCCUAUCUUCUCUCUAUGGGAGUAACCCCUGAAGUGAUCACCCACCAGAAAGCCCUUCCAGGCAGAGGCGUCGAAGGCCACUCACCAUCCGACCAAGUACUCCGCGCAGGAAACUCGCGCUGGCUAGGCCUCGAGUCCGACCCAACCGUCCAGCGCAUCUUAUCCCAAGGCUACACCGCCUUCUGCUUCACCAUCGACGGUACCCUAGCAGCCAUCUUCGGGCUCCACGACACGCUCCGCCCCGAAGCACCAUCCGUCAUUGCCAAACUCCGCCAACGCGGCAUCACUAUCCACAUCAUCUCAGGCGACGACGACCUGGCCGUCCGCUCCGUUGCUCGCCAACUCGAUAUUCCCGAGCACUGCAUUCGCUCCAGGUGCAAACCCGAAGAAAAAGAAGCCUACAUUAAUCGUCUCCUUAUCCCACCGCCACCACCAGCGUCACCCCGUACCCGCUCCUUCUUUUCCUUCCUCAGCCCACCAAAGUCUAAACCCCCCACCGUUCUCUUCUGCGGCGACGGCACCAACGACGCCAUUGCCCUCGCCCGCGCCACUGUCGGCGUGCACAUGGCUUCUACCUCCGGAUCCGGAUCCAACGAUAACGUAGCCGUAGCCGAAGCAGCCGCAGACGUGGUGCUUGUUCGCUCUAACCUCACUGGCAUCUUGACGCUACUGGACAUGAGCGAAAAGGCAAUGCACAGAAUCCAGUUCAAUUUUGGGUGGAGUUUUGUGUAUAAUGUGUUUGCGAUAUUGUUGGCGGGAGGAUUGUUUGAGGUAUUUCUUCUUUUUGACGGAUGGUAGUUUUGGAUAUAUACAUGGAGGAGAUAAAGUAAGAGAAUGGUGCCCAGGUGGUGUGUGUGGUUCAGGUUGGUCGGGAUGAUCAAGUUGGGUACCUCUAUGAACUUCGGUCUUUGGUACUGGUAACGGGCUCUUUGUCGAACAGAUAUAUCACUAGAAGGCAUGCGAUAAUGAACAGGU
Neurospora hispaniola is the source of this 3457-nucleotide messenger RNA. RefSeq names its product E1-E2 ATPase-domain-containing protein. Gene Ontology annotation, cellular component: membrane. NCBI's taxonomy places the organism in Eukaryota, Fungi, Ascomycota, Sordariomycetes, Sordariales, Sordariaceae. Gene Ontology annotation, molecular function: ATPase-coupled monoatomic cation transmembrane transporter activity; ATP binding; ATP hydrolysis activity. Bases 227 to 3280 code for a protein of 1017 amino acids. Gene Ontology annotation, biological process: monoatomic cation transport. The transcript has 2 exons. The record is from RefSeq and is a predicted model, not a curated record.